AUGGGUGUGCUCCUCCACAAGAUGAAAGGCAUUCUCGCGUCGGUCACGUCGUGCAUCGGCGGCACGCAGGAGCGCUACGUCGUCUGCGUCAAGUCCUCCGAGCGCGGCCUCUGGUACGUCUACAAGCUCCACGCGGACUUCGUCGCGCUCUACGAGACCCUCCUCGCGCUCGCAGCCUCCUCGAGUUGCGCGCAAGAGUGCUGGCUCGCGCCGCUCCUCAUUGGCCUCAAAGCGAGCCUCGACCCGACCGCGGGCGAGAAGCUCUCGAGCCUCAACUCGUUUCUGCACAAGCUCAUGGCGGUCCAGUCGGCCGAAGCGCACGCGGACGUGUGCCUCCUCCGGCCCAAGAUCGAUGCGCAGCUCAAGACGUUCCUCGAGUGGAAGCACGACUGCAGCGUCGGCGUCAAGCGAGCCGCGGGCUCCGAGUGCAUUGUGCUGCAGCCGCCGCCCGGCGCCUUGCGACGCACGACCUUUAGCAUCAUCCAGUCCAAGGUCGUCGUGCCGACGCCGUCCCACCCCGGGUCGCCGCUCAAAGCGCGUCGCCUCCACGACCUCGACUGCCGCGACGCGCCUGCCCGCCGCCGCGUGUACACCGAGGUCAACUUUGACGGCCUCUAG
Saprolegnia parasitica CBS 223.65 is the source of this 618-nucleotide messenger RNA. RefSeq lists its product as hypothetical. NCBI's taxonomy places the organism in Eukaryota, Oomycota, Saprolegniomycetes, Saprolegniales, Saprolegniaceae. Gene Ontology annotation, molecular function: phosphatidylinositol binding. The coding region runs from base 1 to 618 and encodes 205 amino acids. The transcript has a single exon. The record is from RefSeq and is a predicted model, not a curated record.